Aspergillus saccharolyticus JOP 1030-1 is the source of this 973-nucleotide messenger RNA. RefSeq lists its product as uncharacterized. The transcript has a single exon. The record is from RefSeq and is a predicted model, not a curated record. NCBI's taxonomy places the organism in Eukaryota, Fungi, Ascomycota, Eurotiomycetes, Eurotiales, Aspergillaceae. Bases 261 to 827 code for a protein of 188 amino acids.
UCUGACGUUACAGCGGGGGAAAGCCCUGCGCUUCGCAAGCUCGACUCCAUGGUCCAACCAUGGGUUAUUCCUCGUGCAGUCCAAGGUUCGAGAAAUGAUGUUGACGAUAUCGACAGUUUGGACCACGACCACAGCACGACGAUUUAAACAUAAAAGCCAUCAUGGCCCGCUUGACUCGGAGCGCAUCCCCUCUCAAGCACUGGACUACAUUCCAAUAAGCAAGAAGCAAGACUCCAAUUCAAUCUUUUGAGCUCUCCUCAAUGUCAUCCUCAACUGAGUUCUUCCGCAUCCCCGCGGCGGUCAUUCGUCGCACCGCGCCUCGUCUCAGUUCCACCCUCGCUCCCCUGGCCAAUAGACCUGCCAUCCCAGGGAAGCUGGCCGCCAUCUCGCGUGGGAAACUCCAGCGCGAAACCGAGUCUCAAACCCCAGACCUCCGCCGGUGUCUGGGUCAUCACCACAUCUUCCGUCGCUGUGUCGCAGCUGAAGAAGAAGACAACGCACGAUACCGUCGCGAAACCUACUUUGACGACGAUGACCUGGACGGGGAAUAUCACCACCACUCCACAAACCGCCGCCAUAAUUCCGAAUCCACCCCGAUCCGAACUCAGAUCACCAAGGCUGUCAAGGCCAUGGUGCGACGUCGCGAUGCCGAGAAUAAUGCAGUGCCCGACAACGGGCUAGUGCGCAUGGCCUCUUCACGCGCCUCCGAGAAGCAGCGACUCUCGAUUAAACACAGUCGCCAUCAUCUAUCCCUGUUCGGUUUGCGACGACUGAUUGCAUCUCAAGCGACAACCGUUCCGCUGCCGCAAGUGCAUGUUGCGGCAUAAUCCUAUUGCAGGACAUGUGGUCUUGACAACGAUGGACUGCGCAGCGACAUCGUUUCUCUUUUCUUUUUUCUAUUUGAAGCGCAGCGAUUCUGGAACGAUUCAUGAAAUAAUGAGUAUGAUGCUAUGUUUUGUGAUUUAUAGCUAUA